AUGGAGAAAAAGAUAGUGCGCAAAGGGCCGCUGCCUGGAGGUCGCCAGGGCGCGUUUGGAGCUGGCGCUGGACGCGACAGCAUGCGGGCCGCCAGCCGAGCGCGGGGUGUUGCAAGACCACCUAGCAGCCCACCGCAUCCAUCAUCCCCACCAGAAGGCUUGGUGUCGGCUGGGUCUUCUCGGACUCAGCAAGCGGCACCCGCCGCUGGUGGAGCACGUCGCAUACGUUGGUCUAAAUCAAUGAAUGAAAACGCACUGCGGGCGUAUUUUAGGGCAAAAGGGGAAGAAACUGGAUGUUUGGCGUAUCGGGCUCGGAUGCAUCGCUUUUUUGCAGAGCUGGAGCCAUCUCUAUCCGUCACUGAGCAAAACCUGGCAGACCGAGUUAGGUACAUCCUGCGCUCCAACAUAUUUGGUGACGCCGAACUCGAGCGACUACGACGUGAGGCUAUUCCUUCAUCGAAUGGAAAUGCUACGGCUGGGAAUGCGGCGCCACUAGAUGCGCAACAAACUGCAUAUGUGGAUGCUGCCGUAAACAUUCCAUUUGUGGCUAAUUCAGACGAUGAUGGAAUAGUCUCCCACGAACUAGAGAAAAUGAGGAGCAUAUUGGAAGAGUCGAUGCUGGAAACGCGCAGCAUGCCUCUCGAAAAUCAACCGCGACUUCCCCGCAUACCCCUUAGCAAGCGAAAUCGGGCUGUCAUGCGGGCUCUUAACCCAAUGCUGGUGACCUAUUUGGAAGCCAGCCGGGACCUUUGCGAGACGGAUUCAAUUCUUUUUGGCGCCGCACUGGCAGUAUGCCGUAUUAUUGGCGCCAAACUUCCCGUGGCUGGACGUGCUACUCAAAAAAGUAGCGCCAUCCCAGCCUGGAGAAAAAGAAUUCAGGACCGUAUCGCAAAGGCAAGGGCCCUUAUCGGCAGACUGACAAGCUUCAGGGCGGGUAAUAAUAGACCGAGGAUUAUGCGCACCGUUAGGAUGGCGUUUGCUGGGACAAAUAUCAGUUUGUUCCAGCCGGAUAUCACGCAAAAACUAACGGAGCGCAUAGAUGACCUGAAGCAAAAAAUCGCUGCUUGGGGGAAGCGGAUUCGACGAUUUAGCGAGAGGUCAAGGCGGUUCAACCAGAAUCGUCUCUUCCAGAGUGAUCAGAAGAGGCUCUAUAAAUCAUUGGAGCGACCAGAGGUAUGUGGAGCGGGCCCAGGACCGGAUCAGGCUGACACUGUCGCAUUUUGGCGUGGCCUGUGGUCAGAGCCCGUAAACCACAGCGAGGGCCCUUGGAUGGAAGUUGUGGCGAGCCAGAGUGCAAGUGUUACGCCUAUGGACCCCGUCACCAUAACGCCUGAAGACGUGGCUGAGGCGGUCCGUAGGGCCCCGAACUGGAAAAGUCCGGGGCUCGACGGGCUGCAUCAUUACUGGCUGAAGGGGUUCGUAGUGUGUCACGCUGUGCUCGCCCGACAGUUUCAAGAGGCUCUCGAUCAGAAUCGCUCCCGAGCCUCUUCACUACUGGGAUCACUCAUUUGGUUCCUAAAGAUCAGGAUACCACAGACCCGAGCAAAUACCGCCCCAUCACGUGUCUACCCACCAUAUAUAAGACACUGA
This is a messenger RNA of Parnassius apollo (apollo), 1590 nucleotides long. Lineage: Eukaryota; Metazoa; Arthropoda; Insecta; Lepidoptera; Papilionidae. The record is from the annotation of a GenBank genome assembly.